This is a messenger RNA of Telopea speciosissima, 1084 nucleotides long. Its product is annotated as zinc finger matrin-type protein 3-like. The record is from RefSeq and is a predicted model, not a curated record. The coding region runs from base 76 to 1068 and encodes 330 amino acids. The transcript is spliced from 2 exons. Lineage: Eukaryota; Viridiplantae; Streptophyta; Magnoliopsida; Proteales; Proteaceae. Gene Ontology annotation, molecular function: nucleic acid binding; zinc ion binding.
GAGGAAAUAGUGGACAGAAACAGAUUUUUGGGUCUCUUUCUCUCUCUCUGUCUGAAAUCUGAAUGGUAACCUUCAAUGGAUUACAGCAAAUGGGCUGAAAUGCAACGUCUUCAACCAUCAAACCCUAACCCAUCAUCGGACCAUUAUGCUCAGCUAUACAAUGCACAGCAGUCUUCUUCCUAUGCUCAUCAAUAUCCUUACUACCCACACCAAACCCAAAACCCUACCUUAGUAGACCCUCCGACCCUUCCGCCUGGAAUCGACUCCUAUGCAGCCAUUAAUUCGUACCAUACUACCCAUGUAGGUUUGGAAGGCCAGGCGGCCGUCACCUAUGGUCACCAUGUAGCUCAGAUCGGUGCAUUGACUGCUGCAGCGUAUUAUCAGGAUACGAGUACUGCUGUGCAGAAUUGGGCUACCACUGAAUCUAUACAACAGUUUGGUGCGGAUCACGCGAGCUACACUGCUGCUAGCUUAAGACCUAACGGGGCACAGACGUUGGUUGCAGCAAACCCCAAUCCCCUUGGUUGGAGUAAAAAGCCAAAGACUCACCCUGCUGUGAAUGGCGUCUGGAAGAAAGGUGCACAGAAAACCAAAAUAGUGCAGUCUGCCUGGUGUGAAAUCUGCAAGAUUGACUGUAACAGCAAGGAUGUCUUGGAGAUUCACAAAUUGGGAAAGAAACACAAGAAGAACCUGGAGAAACUGGAAGAAUCAAAGACUUCUGCCAGUGCACCAGCUGCAGGAAAGGAUCCCAUGAUUGGGCCAAAAGAAAACCCCGCAGCUGACAAGGGCAAGACUGUGGAUGUGCAACAGAGUAAAAAGAAGGGAGCAUCAUCUUUGGGGCCUGGGGAGGAUCUAGAAACAAAGAGGAGGAAACUGAUGGAAGGAGGGGCGGCAGCCGAUGCAGUGAGGGUGUGCCCAGUAUGCAAUGUGGUGUGUAAUAGCCAGACUGUCUUCAAUUACCAUCUGGCAGGGCAAAAGCAUAUUAAUAUGGUGAAGAAACAAGCAGCAUUAGCAGCAGCUGGAACAGCCAAUCCUCCUGCUGGUCCUGGGGUGGUUACUGCUGCUUAGAAGAACGCUGCCCUGG